AAAAGAUAUAAACGGCUUGUUCUCCGAUUAAUUAAAUGAAGGCAGAAUAAACUCCAUUACAUCUUCUCUCUUCUAUCUACCAUCCUUCUUUAAAGUGGAAGAAGAGACAAAGAUGACCAACAAAGCACAUGUUGUGAUUGUUGGAGGUGGAGUGAUUGGUGUAAGUACGGCAAUUGCAUUGCUCAAUCAUCCCGUCGAAUCAUACGAUGUUACAAUCGUGGCACCCGAUCUACCUUCACUCGAUUCCACAACAUAUCGUCCAAACCCCGUUCAAGGUGAAGCAGCUUUAGCAUCGUAUGCAAGCGCAUGGGCGGGUGCACAUCAUGUAAGUGAUGCCAAAAUACCAAAACAAAUUAAACGUGAUCGUGAGACAUACAAAGUUUUGACUAAAUUGGAAGAAGCAUGGAGACAACAAGGAUGGAGUAAAGAUAUAAAUAAAAGACCUUUAGUAUACGUUCAUCAAACAGAAUAUUGGAGUCAUAAAGCUGAAUUAUUGGAAUCUUGUGUUGACUGGUAUCCGGGUUACAAACAAUUACCAAAAGAAUCUUUACCUGAUUCUAUCGACUUUGGCGCAACAUUUAAAACGUUGGAUUUGGAUAUCCCCAAAUAUUUGCCAAUGUUAUAUGCUUAUUUCUUGAACUUGGGCGGAAGGUCGAUAAAACAUAAAGCAAGCAGUAUCUCUGAAGCUAUUUCACUGUCGUAUAGCAGCGCAGCCUCUGUCACACAAAUGGUAGAUGGAAGAGCAAGAACGGCAGAGCCAACGAGCACUUCAAUCAAGCCAUCUUUAGUGAUUGCUUCGCCUGGCUUGGGUGCAAAAGAGUUGUUAGGAGAUGAUGACGUCCUUCCUAUUCGCGGACAGACUGUUCUUUUGCACGCUCCAUGGUGUACAACAACAGCCGUUCAUGGUGCAGAAACGGCAAAGCAAAGUGAAACAACAUGGUGUGGAGUAUCAAAAGUGAUUGCUGCACAAGGUGGGUAUCGUGAUACAUAUGUGAUCCCAAGAGGUGAUGGAACGAUCAUUUGUGGUGGAACACGUUUAGAAGAUGAUUGGGAUGUUGAACCAAGGAUAGAGACUUCUCAUGAUAUCUUACGUCGUGUGUUGGCUUUGAUGCCUCAAUUGCAAAAGCCAAAGCAGAAUGGCGAUUCAUCUAAUGGAAAUGCAACAGCACAAAAGAAUCCUCAUGCGGGAGAAUACGACGUUGAAAUCGCUGCUGUCAACGUUGGAUUGCGUCCGGGUAGAAAGGGUGGUAUCCGAUUAGAGAAUGGCCCAAAAGUGGAUGAAAUCCCGAUGGUAUACUGUUAUGGGUUCGGUGGAAUCGGUUAUCAAAGUUCUUGGGGUGCUGCUUUUGAGGCUCGUUCGCUGGUCGACGAAGCAUUGAAUCGCACUCUUGCUCCUGAUCAAAGUACAUUUGCCGAUCUAGACUCCGGCAAUCUUGUUCUGCCUGAUCCUUCUACCUUGUUCACGAAAGAACACAUCAAUGGCUCUGCACCAGCCGUUAACGGACAUUGAGUCGUAUCUUUUUUGUACAUUAUCAUAUAUGCUAUUAUCGCAAUGUAUUGCUCAACAAACCUA
Meira miltonrushii is the source of this 1573-nucleotide messenger RNA. RefSeq names its product nucleotide-binding domain-containing protein. NCBI's taxonomy places the organism in Eukaryota, Fungi, Basidiomycota, Exobasidiomycetes, Exobasidiales, Brachybasidiaceae. The record is from RefSeq and is a predicted model, not a curated record. The coding region runs from base 113 to 1510 and encodes 465 amino acids. Gene Ontology annotation, molecular function: FAD binding; D-amino-acid oxidase activity. The transcript has a single exon.